Molecule: messenger RNA, 3831 nt
Organism: Triplophysa dalaica
Lineage: Eukaryota; Metazoa; Chordata; Actinopteri; Cypriniformes; Nemacheilidae
Gene: gfpt1
Product: glutamine--fructose-6-phosphate transaminase 1
Exons: 19
Coding region: 63-2111 (682 amino acids)
Biological process (GO): UDP-N-acetylglucosamine metabolic process; carbohydrate derivative biosynthetic process; protein N-linked glycosylation
Molecular function (GO): carbohydrate derivative binding; L-glutamine:D-fructose-6-phosphate transaminase (isomerizing) activity
Source: RefSeq, a predicted model, not a curated record
GUUUUAUUUGACAGCGCUUCAGAACGAGGAACUAAACAACUCUUGGCAGCAGUACCGGAGACAUGUGUGGAAUAUUUGCUUAUCUGAAUUACCACGUUCCUCGUACUCGACGUGAGAUCCUUGAGGUCCUUAUCAAAGGUCUCCGCCGUCUGGAAUACCGUGGCUAUGACUCUGCAGGUGUGGGUAUUGAUGGAGGAAAUGGUAAGCAAUUGGAAACCAAAAGGAACACCAUCAAUCUCAUCAAACAAACGGGAAAAGUAAAGGCCUUGGAGGAUGAAAUCCUUAGGCAACAGGAGGUUGAUCUCGAUGUUGAGUUUGACGUGCACCUUGGAAUUGCCCAUACUCGCUGGGCCACGCAUGGCGUCCCCAGCCCUGUCAACAGCCACCCGCAAAGAUCAGACAAGAACAACGAGUUCAUUGUUAUCCAUAAUGGGAUCAUCACCAACUACAAAGAUCUGAAGAAGUUUCUGGAGAGUAAAGGUUAUGAGUUUGAGUCUGAGACAGACACUGAGACCAUUGCCAAGCUGGUGAAGUACUUGUAUGAUAACCGUGAGAACGAUGACAUCACCUUCGCCACCCUCGUGGAGCAAGUCACACAGCAACUGGAAGGAGCUUUUGCCCUGGUUUUCAAAAGUGUGCACUAUCCAGGAGAGGCAGUAGUCACCAGGAGAGGAGGUCCAUUACUGAUCGGCGUAAGAAGUGACCACAAGCUGUCCACGGAUCACAUUCCCAUCCUGUAUCGCUCCGCUGCUAAGGACAAAAAGAGUUGUAAUACUCUACCCAGGAUGGAUCAGGACACAUGUCUGUUCCCUGUGGAUGAUAAAGCUGUGGAGUAUUACUUUGCAUCGGAUGCCAGUGCUGUUAUUGAACAUACCAAUCAAGUCAUCUUCCUUGAGGAUGAUGAUGUUGCGGCAGUGAGCGACGGACGUCUCUCCAUCCAUCGGAUCAAACGUACAGCGGGAGAUCACCCAGCCCGUGCCAUACAGACCCUUCAGAUGGAACUGCAGCAGAUCAUGAAGGGUAAUUUCAGUUCCUUCAUGCAGAAGGAAAUCUUUGAGCAGCCAGAGUCUGUGGUCAACACCAUGAGAGGAAGAGUAAACUUUGAGAACAACACAUUGAUCUUGGGAGGGCUGAAAGAUCACAUCAAAGAGAUCCAAAGGUGUCGUAGACUCAUUCUGAUCGCUUGUGGGACCAGUUACCAUGCUGGAGUUGCAACUCGUCAGGUUUUGGAAGAACUAACUGAACUCCCUGUCAUGGUGGAACUGGCCAGUGACUUCCUGGAUCGAAACACACCUGUGUUCCGAGAUGACGUGUGUUUUUUCAUCAGCCAGUCAGGGGAGACAGCAGACAGCCUGUUGGCUCUGCGUUACUGUAAGGAGAGAGGCGCUCUUACUGUGGGCAUCACGAACACUGUGGGCAGCUCUAUCUCAAGAGAAUCCGACUGUGGCGUUCACAUCAAUGCUGGACCAGAAAUCGGAGUGGCUAGCACCAAGGCAUACACAAGUCAGUUUGUGGCUCUCAUCAUGUUUGCCCUGUUGAUGUGUGAUGACAGAAUUUCCGUGCAGCCAAGGAGGCGAGAAAUCAUACAGGGUCUCAAAGUGCUGCCAGAUUUGAUUAAAGAGGUGUUGAGUCUGGAUGAGGAGAUCCAGAAGCUGGCGGCUGAGCUGUACCAGCAGAAGAGCGUUCUCAUCAUGGGCCGUGGCUACCAUUAUGCCACCUGCUUGGAAGGAGCUUUGAAAAUUAAGGAGAUCACAUACAUGCAUUCUGAGGGCAUUCUGGCCGGUGAGCUGAAGCACGGCCCGUUGGCUCUAGUGGACAAACUCAUGCCUGUCAUCAUGAUCAUCAUGAGAGAUCACACAUACACAAAAUGCCAGAAUGCACUGCAACAGGUGGUGGCCAGACAGGGGCGUCCAAUCGUGAUCUGCGAUAAGGAAGACUACGAGACCAUCAAUAACUCAAGCCGCACCAUAAAAGUGCCUCACUGUGUGGACUGUCUUCAGGGAGUUCUCAGUGUCAUCCCUCUACAGCUGCUCUCUUUCCACCUCGCUGUGCUCCGCGGAUUCGAUGUUGAUUGCCCGAGAAACCUGGCCAAAUCUGUGACUGUAGAGUAAACACCAGCUGAUCGAUCAAUACCCCAAACACACACACAAAUACAAAGAACAGACUAUCAAAGACUUGAAGAAAAUGUUUCUUUUGACAUGUUAGCUUUCAUAUUCUGAAAGAAUAAGAAGUAUAUCUCCAAUUGUAUCUUUUCUCAAUGCACGAAUUGUGAAGCAUCAUAUCAUAGUUGUUGACUGGAUUAUGUUUAUGUUGAUGGCGCUGUAUGGGGUGGUCGUAUAAGAAACAUUCUUGACAGAUUAACUACAUAUUACAUGGUGUAUGCUAUAGCAAACACUAUGUUUUCCUACUUAUUAUUUGUUUGCUUUUCAUAAUUAAUUUGGCCCACAAUGGCUUUCAAAUGUUUUUAUCAAAUACACAAGCAUUUGUGUAGGGAGAUUGAUGAUCAUAAUUGGCAAUCAAUCAAAAAUGGCUUAGAUUUUUAAAAGGUUGCUUACUUUACAAAAUCCCAUUAUCCCAGUCAUGUGGUAUUUGACGCUGAAACGGAACUAUGAAAGACUGCUUAGUGGUUGUUUGCACACUUCUUGUAGUCUUUCCUAUUUGCUGCUAUUCAAAGGGAUGGUUGUGGUACGGGUAAACACUUUUCUCUUCUGGAUAAUCUGGAAUGCCAUGUCACAGGGAUUUCCUGUGCUUGAAUUAGCAUUUGUUGAAGUAAUGCUAAAGUGUAUUUGGGAGAACUUAAGUGAGAUAACUAAACUUGAGCCUUCAAUUUUGCACUUCCAUCUAUUUUAAUGAAAUCGUUUCCUCAUAGGUCAUGUAAAGUACAUAUUUAUUAUCUUUCAUUCUUGUUGCAAUAUAUUUGAAAUCAUGUCAGAAUAAAUGAAAAAUGGUUGAGGGGUGAUGAAGGGUAAAAUAUGAAGUAAAUGCAUGAUGUUUACUCGGCGGAUAUUUAUUGCAAGUGUUUCUGUUUCACUAUGUGCUUUGCCAAACUGGGUCAGUGAAAUUUUGUUGAUUUUGCACAAACAUCUACCGGUAUGAUAAAAAACAGUUCACCAUUACAAACUGAAAUGUUUUCUUAACAUGGUUUCAUGAAGACAAGGUUUUCCAUAAGAAAAUGAUGUUUUAACCUUGACUAAACAUAUUAAUCGUAAAAAGGAAUACUGUAUCUAGUAACUGUGUAGAUGUUCACAAUCGCUUUGUCUUUUGAUAUGAGAUCCAUCUAAAGGUACAUUCAAUACAUCAUGUGGCUUCCACUUUUGGUCUUUUUGGUUCCUUUGUUUCGGCUGGAUAACUAAGGCCUUGUUUUAUGUAAAGUAUGAAGGGGAUCGUGAGUUGGUCUCCAGUUUACAGUUGUACUGCCAAUGAAAAGAGAACAUGAAGUAUUUCUUUACAAAGCAGCUGCCCCAUACAACGCCACCUUCAUUUUUGAAUGUUUCUUUGGGACCAUUUUGUCUUAAUUAUUAUUAUUGGGUAAAGAAGACAUAUAUAUAUAUAUAUAUAUAUUUUUUUUUCUGUUAAAUGUAUUCUCGUUCCUAUAUUAUUUCUUGUGAUUUUCGUUUAUUUCAUUUAUGCCGUUAUAAUUGUGCAUAAUAUUACCCCAAAUAAAGAUGCCUCAUUGGAAUCAGGUUUAAACCAAAAACAGGCAACGUAUCUCUCUUACCAACGUUUUAGAGAAUGGUCAUGUGAUGCAGUAACAUGAAAGAUGCAGUUAAAGUCCUUUUGUAUUUGUUUCCCCUUUUGGAAAAUAAAGACGUCAACGUUAUUCACAGACAA